CUUUUGCCUCAACGUUUUAGCAACACCCUGUGUACUAAAUUUUUAUAAAUACUUCAGCCAGCUCCAAACUAAGUAAUACAGCUAUGGGUGUAGUAGCCAUUCUAGAGAAGGUUGUAUUGGUGGGAUUAAUAUCUCUAUUUAUGAUGGCAUCGCUUUGUAAACUAUUUCCAUCGAAGUUUCCAGAAGAAGUAGGAGCUGACAUGAAUCGGAAGUUCCAACAGUAUUGUUAUGUUUGUGUUACCAUUUUGUUUGGAUAUCAGCCAAAUCCAAUGACAUACAAAAUGGUGACAGGAAUAAUAGAAUUAGCUGGAGCCCUUGCCCUAAUCCUGAAGGAUACUAGAAAGAUCGGAUGUGUUUUGCUUAUCAUUACAAUGGCGGGAGCAGUUCAAACACUCAUUUGUUUAAAAGAAUACAAAGAAAGUAUUUUCCCAAGUAGUGUGUUUUUCGCACUGUGCUUUCUGUAUCAUGUUUCUGGACGGAAAGUGUCGCUGGAAAAGUCCAAAACAGAAUAGCAGUGUAGGCUGGAUAAUAUUGAAGAGUUUGUACGAAUACAAAAUAUAUUGUAAUUGUA
Mytilus trossulus (common blue mussel) is the source of this 571-nucleotide messenger RNA. RefSeq names its product transmembrane protein 35B-like. NCBI's taxonomy places the organism in Eukaryota, Metazoa, Mollusca, Bivalvia, Mytilida, Mytilidae. The record is from RefSeq and is a predicted model, not a curated record. The transcript has 3 exons. Bases 84 to 512 code for a protein of 142 amino acids.